Molecule: messenger RNA, 3438 nt
Organism: Postia placenta MAD-698-R-SB12
Lineage: Eukaryota; Fungi; Basidiomycota; Agaricomycetes; Polyporales; Adustoporiaceae
Exons: 18
Coding region: 1-3438 (1145 amino acids)
Cellular component (GO): nucleus
Molecular function (GO): chromatin binding; methyltransferase activity
Source: RefSeq, a predicted model, not a curated record
AUGUCCAGGUCGUCAGCGCAUCGACCCCGGUACGAGAUCCCAGAAGACGAGCAAAUCGAAGACGACUUGGUGGUUGAUGGCGAGACGGUGGCCGACCCUCAGGAUGACGAGACCAUUCCCAUCCGGGUCCUCGAUGAUUUUGCAAUCUACGAAUGGUUUGGUUUGCAUAUGGUGGGCAUUGCAGAGCUCCUCGGUCUCACACCAGAGUCUGAAGAUGGCAUUACCUAUGGCGCCUCUGGUAUUGUGAGAUCCUACACGGACUCAUCAGACAACGAAGACGACGGAGACGACGGCAGUGAGACCUCCGCAGUACCAUCGCUGCAACCAAGAGUCAAGCUCUCGCAGAUCAUUGAAUUCAAUGUCCACAACGUCUCUUGUAAACGAGGCAGAGACCUACAAAUAGAUCCGCUCCCAGUUCAUGUUUUGAAAAAGGAUAUGGUCAGCAACAUCUAUAUACGGACGCAGAAUUCCUGGUAUAUUCUUGACCAGCCGUUGGAUUCGUACUACCCGUUCUUCAUUGAUUUUUGGAUCAAACAUCGACUCUUGCAUCUCACAAUCAGCUCUAGUCUCGCUGAUCCUACUACGACAACGGAUCAGUUCGUCGAAUUGUUGGCGGUGACACCAGAAUCCUCAGAUGAAGUAGGAAUCGCUCUCAAAUUUCUCAGUCGUGAGCUGGGGGAACAGGAUCUCAACGCGGAUGAUACCCGAGCAUACAUCGAAUCCAUGAUUCAGAUGCUAUGUGCUGAUGAUCCUCAGCUGCGUCGUGCUCUGUCACAUGUGCCUCUCAUCUGUUCGCUCGUAGAGCUCAAUGUCUCUUCUCAGAGUGGCAAAAAGGAGUCAGCGACCCACAAGGAAAGGAUUAAGAAGACAUUCAAAGACAUCGAAAAGAAUGUUUUACUGCACCGCGAAAGGACAAUUGUGACUCCUACGGUUGCUCGUAUUGCGGGUGAUCUAUUUGUGCAGACUCUCAAAGUUACUGGGGAAUCUCUGGAAGAGAAGGCAUCCGAUGACAAUGGGAUGGAAUUUGACGUUGCGCCUGUGCAUUAUACUGACCCAGCACGCAUUGAGUGGGUCCCGACCUCUCGAAUUGCCCCUUACUAUUACAAAUCGGUCAUCGUUGAUGGAGUCAAGUACUCGGCAUGUUAUCUCACCUUCGUGAACUACAUGAUUCAGAACGCUAAUUUCCAGUUUUGCCAGAUUGCCUACAUGUUCGAGCGCCAAGAGACGCUGAAAUGUAAAUAUGGAAGCAAACCAGUGACCCGAAAGUACUUCCAUGCAAGAUGGCUACAACAUGGCUCGCAGAUGCUCUUACAAGAGACGGCCCAUCCCAACGGACUCUUCUAUCUGAAUGAAUGCGAUGACCUUCCGGUCGAGUGUAUAUACAGACGGUGCAACUUGCGCGUCCUCGGACCAGACGAGCCAGAACCUAUAGAAGAGCCCAGUGAUCUGUUCUUCGCGCGGAUGAUAUGGGAUAGCACCCAGGCCGCUCUUGUGAAUGUCACUGAUCAGGACAUACAAGCAGCCAUCGGGCAAGCGACAUGGACGCCGUGCUCCGACGGCGGGAUCUCAAGAUUCGGCAUCGAUUAUCAUGUCCAUGACUUCGUCUACGUAAUGCCUCACAGUUCAUCGUCUAAUGCUGCUCUGUUUGAGAUCGGUCAGCUUGUAAAUCUCAUCCUUGAUGCAGAUAGUCAUGUUCUUGAGGUCGAGGUCCGCUGGUACAAACGAUAUGACCUCGUCGUGCAAAAUUGUCCCGAUGAUGAUGAUGAUGAUGAUGAUGAUGAUACGAGUUCUCGAGUCGUGAGCGAUAAUCGUCGACUGUACCGGACGCGGGAAUACGAGACAAUCAAUGCCGAUCGCAUACAAGGCAAGGCCUAUGUCGCCUUCAUCGAAUCUCGUGACCGGCGUGACGAAUGGCUACAACACGAUGAUCACUUUUACACAGAUCUCUACACCAACAAUAGCAUAGCGCAAUCGUUGGAUGACCUGCAUACCCUAACAAAGUCUAUACCACAAUGCUUAGUUUGUCGGCAACAGCGUAUCGACCAGCUGGAGAGCGAGGUUGAAGUCUUGGAUCGCAAGGGCCCUCUUCGCGGACUGGAACUAUUUGCAGGACUAGAGUUGUCUGGCUUUGUGCAAACGAAAUGGGCGGUUGAAUUCUCGCCUGGUGCUGCUUUGACAUUCCAGGAAAACCAUACUAAUGCGAUCGUCUAUAACCAGGAUUCUAAUGUCCUAUUGAAGCAUGCACUGGCCGCUCACGAAGGCAACAAUCCGGAGCCACUCUUGUCUUUGCGUGAAGACGAGCGUCAUGAGCUACCGCCGAUGCCGACCCAAGGCGAGGUCGACUUCAUAUAUGGGGGUCGGCAAGUGGGAAGAGCGAUCGUCGGCGGAAUCAAGAUGGGCGUCGUGAAAUUCAUUAUACGCGCCUUAGUCUGCCUCGGUUACCAGGUUCAUUUCAAGGUCGUAGAUGCUGGUCAUUAUGGCGCUGCACAAAGUCGCCGGAGAGUCAUUUUCUGGGGAGCGAAACAAGGCGUCCCUCUACCUAAGUUCCCGAAGCCUAUGCAUGACCUCACUAAACGCUCGUUUCACUCUUUCAAGCUCCCGACAGGCGAAGUCCUUAAGCCUGUUACAUGGUCGAUUCGCCACAAAGAGAGUGGCCAGAGUAACCAUCAAUGUGUGCCUCUCCUACCAGUCACCGUGAACGACGCCAUCGCAGACCUUGUGAGAGCCCUGAAUCGGUUCCAAAGGGUCAAUCCAUUCAAUGAGAUCCGUCCAGGCCCAAAAGACCUCGAUGAGAUUGGUCUUCGCCUGGCAAAAGGUAUCAGGAGAUUUGACGCAGUCCCUUCGUUAGAACCAAGACUCGCUGGGUUUACCGACCCUGUCCCUUACGCACACCCUCCCAUGAGUAGGUAUCAACUAUGGAUCCGCCAGGGCGCCGGUGCAGAGGUCACACAUCAUUACACUCGCCUGUUCCCUGCACGCAUUGUAGAGCGCGUUGUCAGAGUUCCUUUGACGCCGAACGCGAAUCAUGAAGGUCUACCGGCAAAACUCAGAGUGGGCAGGCUCUUCGAGUCAAGCGGUGAUGCGAGAAAGCGAUAUGAUAGGGUGUAUGGAAGAAUCGACGGUGAUCAAAUCUUCCAGACCGCCUUGACUACAGUUGCACCGAAUUCCAAGGUUGGACGAGUUUUACACCCAAACCAAAAGCGUAUCCUCACAGUACGCGAAUGCGCCCGCGCCCAAGGGUUCCCGGACAAAUAUGAGUUUCACUCAGUCAAUACUAAGUUAUCGGAUCGUGUAGCGGACCAACAUCGUCAGAUUGGGAACGCUGUUCCAGUCCCAUUGGGUCUUGCAUUGGGCAAGGAACUUGGGAAAGCGUUGAUGCUCUAUUGGGAUCAGCAAGAUGUAAAUGUUUCGGAGAGAUCACUCAGUCCGGAGGUGUAG